CUCUACCCAGGGGCGAGUGGUGAGGGGUAUAGCUCGUUUCUGCGGCAAGUCGCGCAGGGCAGUUUAAACUCAAUGCACAUCAGCUGCACAGUCUGAACAACGUUUGGCCUGAUUGUUGCCUCCCCCACCAACUAGGCAGUACUCGCUUAAGGUACUUUCCGCCACAACAACGGCAAACCGUGUGUAGGAAUUACUGCAGGCCUGGGACAGGUAUUUAUAGGAGCCGUGGGUAGUUCAGCCUGAGCUUUCUGAUUGGGUCAAAGUAAAGCAGCAAAAUAGCCAAUGGGAAGAGAGGCUCCGAAGUGCUGCUUGUGUUCGUGUUUGUGACGACACACUAACAUUGACCCAAUCACAAGCGAAGCCUCACUAGCCUCAUUUGAAUACCGCAGCUAUAAGUGAGUGUGGCUUCCUGGAGUUGGUUAUUCUCGCAGGUGUUUUGACUGCUGUGGUCUUUAGUAUUAUCAUGCCUGAUCCUGCGAAGUCUGCGCCGGCCCCGAAGAAGGGCUCCAAGAAGGCGGUGACCAAGGCGCAGAAGAAGGACGGCAAGAAGCGCAAGCGCAGCCGCAAGGAGAGCUACUCGGUGUACGUGUACAAGGUGCUCAAGCAGGUGCACCCCGACACCGGCAUCUCGUCCAAGGCCAUGGGCAUCAUGAACUCGUUCGUCAACGACAUCUUCGAGCGCAUCGCCGGCGAGGCGUCGCGCCUGGCGCACUACAACAAGCGCUCGACCAUCACGUCGCGCGAGAUCCAGACGGCCGUGCGCCUGCUGCUGCCCGGCGAGCUGGCCAAGCACGCCGUGUCCGAGGGCACCAAGGCCGUCACCAAGUACACCAGCUCCAAGUGAGCUUCCAAGGGAGAGAUACGAAUGCAGAGAAGAAAUGAGUGCAUAAAGUGACUGAAAAUAUCAAUCUGUAUAUAGAAGUUAUGAAGUAUGAAAAUUGUGAUCUGCCUAAGAAUGAUUGAUUAGUCUGUAUAUUCCACCCAAACUGUCCUGCUUUGCUGCACUUUGAUCCAUCAAAAGAGCAUUACCUGAGUGGAACAGAUUAAACAGUUUUAGCUUAUUUGUUUCAUUGUCUAAGUUAUAAAAAUAGAAUUUAAUUCUGUUUCAGGCCUAGUUAUUUACCAUAGACUACUUUUGCUAGGAAAAGUCUGAAUUAGAGGCUGGAUGUCUGUAAAUGAAAUAUUAUGAUUAAUAAAAUCUGGAAAAUUGGAAUUCUGUAUUUUUUAAAUCAGUAGUUUUUAUUGCAUUAUUAAAAUUUCACAAAUUGGA
Lepus europaeus (European hare) is the source of this 1270-nucleotide messenger RNA. Its product is annotated as histone H2B type 1-H. Gene Ontology annotation, cellular component: nucleosome. The coding region runs from base 464 to 844 and encodes 126 amino acids. Gene Ontology annotation, molecular function: DNA binding; protein heterodimerization activity; structural constituent of chromatin. Lineage: Eukaryota; Metazoa; Chordata; Mammalia; Lagomorpha; Leporidae. The record is from RefSeq and is a predicted model, not a curated record. The transcript is spliced from 2 exons.